Molecule: messenger RNA, 3041 nt
Organism: Scophthalmus maximus (turbot)
Lineage: Eukaryota; Metazoa; Chordata; Actinopteri; Pleuronectiformes; Scophthalmidae
Product: calphotin
Exons: 14
Coding region: 599-2242 (547 amino acids)
Source: RefSeq, a predicted model, not a curated record
GCGUACGAGCGACGCGGACUGCGACAGAGGAACUCGCAGGAGACUCAACGGACAUCUGGCAAGGAAAGAGGCAGAGUGCAGUUUGCUGCCAUUUGCUGGAGCUGAAGUAUUUCUAACUGAUUCGAGAAAAGGGGGGUGUGGCACCCUGCGAGCACAUGGACUUCUCUCCCUCUCCCUCUCCCUCUCUUUGUCUUUGCUGUGAAGGAGCUUGGCUUGUUACAUAACACAGCCCCACCACCACCCUGCCCGUUUCAUAUAUAUAUAUAUAUAUAUAUAUAUAUACAUAUAUAUAUAUAUAUAUACACACCAACUCUAAUGCAAUCAUCUCAUUGAGCUGCCGUGUGCACGUGCGUCUUGUCCAGCUCGCGGGGGGGUGUGUCUCCCCCCCACUUCUCUCCCCCGGGGUCUCUCGCGUCCACGCCCCCGCCUCAAAAAUCUUUCAUCCCGGUCCUCUCAUAGGUUACCCGAGGAGGCAGCGGAAGGACCGGUGGCUUUAUAAAGAUCCCACUUGUUCACCGUCGGCCCCUGCUGCUGCUGCCGCCGCCGCCCGGUGUCUCCGCGCUCUCUUUCGUUUGUCUCCGCCAAGUAAGCACCAAAAAUGCCCAGCAAGAGGAAGAAGAACAAGCGCCGCAUGAAGAGGGUGCAGGCCCAGAGGAGAGCACUCGAAGAGCAGUAUGCGGCCAACCGGCCGGCCAAGGCGGGCCCGGCGAUUGCCGUGAGUGCGCCCCCUGCAGCGACCCCGAAGAAAGCGGCCAAACCUCCAGCACCGGUUCCAAAGAAGAUCCCAGAGGCCGUUCCCAUUGCUGUUCCCAUCGCCGUGCCCAUCGCCGUGCCCGUUGUGGAGACGCCCAAAGUCGAACCCAAGCCAGUUGUGGAGGAACCCGUCGCACUGCCCGUCCCAGUCAAAGAAGAGGCACCAGAGCCCGAGGCUGUGGUGGCGGCAGUGGAACAGACUCCGGCAGAAGUGGAGGUUGAAGUCCCAGCGCCCGUCGCCGAAGAAGCGCCGGUCGUCGCCGAGACGCCACCGGUGGCGGCUCCUGAAGUUGAAGCGCCGGUCGUCGCCGAGACGCCACCGGUGGCGGCUCCUGAAGUUGAAGUGCCGGUCGUCGUCGAGACGCCACCGGUGGCGCCUUCUGAAGUUGAAGCGCCGGUCGCCGUCGAGACCCUGUCGCCUUCUGAAGUUGAAGCUGCCGUAGAACCCGAGGCUGAGCCCGUCAUUCCUGAAACAGAACCAGUAGCUGAGGUUACACCCCCGGCUGAGGCUCCAGUGGCUGCUCCCGCUGAGACUGAGGUUACUACGCUCGCCGCCGAGGCUCCGGCAGCAGCUCCUUCGGAGGCGGAGGUUGAGUCGGUUGAAGCUACAAUCGUGCCCACGGAGACGGAACCAACCGAGGCCAAACAGACGCAUGAUGUCUGCGAGCCAGAGACUCGGGUGGAGGCCGCGGCCUCGGCAGAGGAGGACACAGUCGCUGCCGUGGGAGCGGUCGCCGCGGUCGAAGAGGUCGCCGCGGUCGACCAACAGUCUGCCGAGGCGGAACCUGCUGCAGCCGAGGAGGUCGCGACGGCGGAGGAGAAGAUCGCCGAGACCGAACAGGCGACUGAAGCCGGCGUCAGUCCUGCAGCCGAGGAGGAAGCUGAAGUAGAAGUGUUGGCGGAAGAAGACGCACCAGCGGUCCCCGCUGAGCCGGUUACAAUCGCAGAGACUGUUCCUGUCCAAUCUGUGGAAAUCCCAGAGGUGCCAGCCUCCAUCCCCGAGGCGCCGGUAGAAGAAACUCCCGUGGCUGAAGUAACGGAGGUAAAACAUGCGCCCGUCCCCCAGGAUGUCGCCGACGUGGUGGUCGACGACUUCGUCGUCACGGAGUCCGUGUCAGCAGUGGAGGACGCCAUUGCCGAGUCUGUCGCCGACAAAGAGGUUCUGACAGUUGAUGCUACAGUCGUAACCGCGGAGACCGAACAGGAAAUCGUGGUCACGAGCGACGCCCCCAGCGCCCCGACAGAGUCCGUGGAUACGACCCCCGCUGAGCCCGAGCCCGCCGCUGCCCCUGCGUUGGACACGGUCAUUGAUGCUGCUGUGGAUCAGAAAUGUCUGACCGUGCUGUCAGAGGAACCAAAGCCAGAAAUCCGUGACCUGCCGUGUCAGAUGCAGCUCGCCGUCGAGUCCAUGCAACUCAACUCAAUGGAGACGCCAGUGGAGACGGCGUUGAAUGGACACAUGGUUCCAGAGGUCUCCAUUGAGGGUUAGAGCCCCAGAGCAGGACCUUCCCCCCCCCCAUAUUCCCCUUUGGUGCCUUUGAGGACUCAAAGUUUUAAAGGGGGGGGGGGGGCUUUGCGACAGAACCGUCAGGAAAUCCGAGGAAUAUCCACACUUUGAAGUGCCUCUCCUGCCCCCGGUUUCCUGUCAAAAGCCCCAAACCAGAUGUCAACACUGAUGCGUUCGGGGCAGCAGAGCGGACUGUUGUCAUUCGUUUGCAGAAAAUGGAAACGCACCUAUUGUGGCUCCUUUUAAAAAAGAUAAAUAAAAUUAAAUAAAAAAAAAAAUUAAAUAAAUAUGUAUUUCUCUCCCUGGAUUCGAGCAGUGACCGGUAUUUCUUACAUAAUCCCAUCUCUCUCGAACAUCUGCGAACACUGUAGCCUAAGUGAAAGCGGCUACAGUUUGCACUUGGGCCUUUUGUUCAUACAUUUUUCCUGUUUUUCUGAUUCACAUUUCUAAAUCUGAAUUUGCUUCGUCUCCUGUACCCGGGAGUCGCAGUGUCAAACUUCAACCCAGCUUCUGUUUCCGCCUCCUCUCAGGGCCACUGCUAACAUUAGUCUAAUGCUACAACACAUCCCAGAACUAGACGUUGGGGUGUUUCUGUCUUUUUUUGUUUUGUUUGUUUCUUUCCCUCGCUCCUUUUUUUUAAAAAUUUUGUAUAGAUCAUAUGAUGUGCUACAGUUUUGUGUUCAAAGUCUGCUCUGGAGGGAGGGAAGUGAUUUUUUUAUUUUAGGGCUGUUUGAUGGUCUGACUUGAUCUAACUUUGAAAUAAAGCUGUUACGCAUCGUGA